Molecule: messenger RNA, 1543 nt
Organism: Tuber melanosporum (Perigord truffle)
Lineage: Eukaryota; Fungi; Ascomycota; Pezizomycetes; Pezizales; Tuberaceae
Exons: 6
Coding region: 188-1081 (297 amino acids)
Source: RefSeq, a predicted model, not a curated record
GAGUCAGACCUCGCUCCUUUCUCUCUCUGCAGCACCCUAAUAUCUUAUUCCCCCUUUUAUCCCUUCGUCUUGACAACAGCGGGGGUUAUCGAUCAUCAAACAACAUCUCGCUCCAAGCCCUCUCCCUCUCCGGUGUUAACGAGGCAACGGUUGCUAGGCCUAUCACAUCAUCAUCAUCUACAUCGUCAUGCGGCUCUAUCAGUGCUCUGUAAUCGCCGCUUUGUCGUCGGUCGCGCUGGCAAGUUUCAGUUGCGAGGCAGUCGUAGAUGGAAUCAAGUGGAGUCUGAAGGAGCUUCAAGGCCCGUAUUCUGUGACCACAGGAGAGGAGUCGUUUCCUACCGUAACGAAUACUACCUGGACGAUCAAUCCGUGCGGGCCUAUACAGAAGAAUAAGGUGGAUCAUCCGAAGGCACAGUGUCCACAUGGUACGCAAGUUUGUGGUAUCGAGCGCGUGACGGACGACGGAGGGACUACAAGCAUUCACAAAAUUAUUCCGAUCGCGGGAGAUAUUGAUGGUCGGCGUGUAGAUGAAAAGGUUACACGGUUGAAGACUUCAGAAUCGCAUGCGGAUUCGGGGAAAGAAGGGCUGAGGGUUGUGCUUAAUGGUGGACUAUACGAGAAGAAGCCUCAACAAGCGGUAGUUGAGUUCAUCUGUGAUCCGGAGAAGACGGAUGGCGAUAAGGGAUCGGAGAAGAAGGAUCCAAAAGAGGGUGAAAGUGCGGAGGAGCAGAGUUUGAAAUUCAUCAACUACGAUACCACCAAUGCCGAAAGGAACGUGCUGAGAUUGGAGUGGAGGACAAAGUAUGCCUGUGAAAGUCUUGAGAAGGAUCCAGACGCGGACCAAGGACACCACUGGGGAUUCUUUACCUGGUUUAUCAUCAUUUUGUUCCUAGGCGUUGCAGCAUAUUUGAUUUUCGGCUCCUGGCUAAACCACAACCGCUAUGGCGCAAGAGGCUGGGACCUCCUUCCUCACAGUGAUACCAUUCGGGAUCUACCAUAUCUACUAAAGGACUGGGCACGAAGGGUUUUAGGGACGUUGCAGGGUAGGGGCGGUGGGCGGGGUGGCUACAGUGCGGUUUGAAGGUGGCGUAUGGGGUCUGGUUUUCGGUGGAGUACUGUUAUGCGGUGCAAUGCCUCUUUUCUUUGUUGCUCUUUUUAUUUCUCGCUCCUUUUCUUGACUGCGUUUUGUGCGGGUUCCUACCAGCCACGAAAGUACUUACUGCAGUGAUUGUAGUUUUUCUUCUUCUUUUCGUCUUUCUCCCCUUUCCUCCUGUGCGUAGCUACUGAUUUUAUAUAUUUUUUCCCCAGUUUUUUUUUUUUUUGAUUGGCUCAGUUCUCGUAUUGGGGUUUAUUUCAGUGGUGGGAUAGAGGUUGAAUAUAUAUAUCUAUUUUGUAGUGGGCUUUAAUGCUAAGCUCAAAUCUAGCCUUCAAUACGAAUUUGGAGGCAUAUUUGUCGUUGAUCGUGGGUUUUGGGGGUACUGUACCGUAUGGUGGUCAUUAGUACCAAAUGCUGGUUGCGAUUAAAAGGUUGUUCUUGGCUUGA